AUGGCCAAGACCUAUGAUUACUUAUUUAAGUUGCUGCUAAUUGGGGACAGUGGCGUUGGGAAAACUUGUGUUUUGUUCCGUUUUUCUGAUGAUUCAUUCAAUAAUUCUUUUAUCUCGACAAUUGGAAUUGAUUUUAAAAUCAGAACGAUUGAACUUGAUGGGAAAAAAAUCAAACUUCAGAUUUGGGAUACUGCAGGUCAGGAACGUUUCCGUACUAUCACUACAGCUUAUUAUCGUGGAGCCAUGGGAAUUAUACUGGUUUACGAUAUUACAAAUGAGCGAUCUUUCGAAAACAUUAAAAAUUGGAUCCGCAAUAUUGAGGAGCAUGCAGCUCAGGACGUUGAAAGAAUGAUCAUAGGAAACAAAUGUGAUAUCGAGGAGCGUCGUGAAGUUUCAAGAAAUCGCGGUGAACAGCUCGCAAUUGAAUACGAGACGAAGUUCAUGGAAACGUCUGCAAAAGCAAACUUGAACGUCGAUGAAGCUUUCUUCACGUUAGCUCGUGAUAUCAAAAGCAAAAUGGAACAAAAUGAAAUGCGCGCUGGGGGUACCGUGUCAAACUCAGGACGCGUGAACAUUGGCGGCAGUUCACACAAGAAAGGCUUUUUCAGCAACUUCAGUUGCACAUUACUAUAA
Caenorhabditis bovis is the source of this 633-nucleotide messenger RNA. The record is from the annotation of a GenBank genome assembly. Lineage: Eukaryota; Metazoa; Nematoda; Chromadorea; Rhabditida; Rhabditidae.